Molecule: messenger RNA, 12489 nt
Organism: Rangifer tarandus platyrhynchus (Svalbard reindeer)
Lineage: Eukaryota; Metazoa; Chordata; Mammalia; Artiodactyla; Cervidae
Source: the annotation of a GenBank genome assembly
CUGAUUCCCUGGCUUAGGCUCAAGACGUAUGCCAACUUUCCAGAAACACCUCAGGAGGAGGCUUCUCUCAGCAAUAGGCUCAAGACGUAUUCCAACUUUCCAGAAGCACCUCAGGAGGAGGCUUCUCUCAGCAAUAGGCUCAAGACGUAUGCCAACUUUCCAGAAGCACCUCAGGAGGAGGCUUCUCUCAGCAAUAGGCUCAAGACGUAUGCCAACUUUCUAAAAGCACCUCAGGAGGAGGCUUCUCUCAGCAAUAGGCUCAAGACGUAUGCCAACUUUCCAGAAACACCUCAGGAGGAGGCUUCUCUCAGCAAUAGGCUCAAGACGUAUUCCAACUUUCCAGAAGCACCUCAGGAGGAGGCUUCUCUCAGCAAUAGGCUCAAGACGUAUGCCAACUUUCCAGAAGCACCUCAGGAGGAGGCUUCUCUCAGCAAUAGGCUCAAGACGUAUGCCAACUUUCUAAAAGCACCUCAGGAGGAGGCUUCUCUCAGCAAUAGGCUCAAGACGUAUGCCAACUUUCUAAAAGCACCUCAGGAGGAGGCUUCUCUCAGCAAUAGGCUCAAGACGUACGCCAACUUUCCAGAAGCACCUCAGGAGGAGGCUUCUCUCAGCAAUAGGCUCAAGACGUAUGCCAACUUUCUAAAAGCACCUCAGGAGGAGGCUUCUCUCAGCAAUAGGCUCAAGACGUAUGCCAACUUUCCAGAAGCACCUCAGGAGGAGGCUUCUCUCAGCAAUAGGCUCAAGACGUAUGCCAACUUUCCAGAAGCACCUCAGGAGGAGGCUUCUCUCAGCAAUAGGCUCAAGACGUAUGCCAACUUUCCAAAAGCACCUCAGGAGGAGGCUUCUCUCAGCAAUAGGCUCAAGACGUAUGCCAACUUUCCAAAAGCACCUCAGGAGGAGGCUUCUCUCAGCAAUAGGCUCAAGACGUAUGCCAACUUUCCAGAAGCACCUCAGGAGGAGGCUUCUCUCAGCAAUAGGCUCAAGACGUAUGCCAACUUUCCAGAAGCACCUCAGGAGGAGGCUUCUCUCAGCAAUAGGCUCAAGACGUAUGCCAACUUUCCAGAAGCACCUCAGGAGGAGGCUUCUCUCAGCAAUAGGCUCAAGACGUAUGCCAACUUUCCAAAAGCACCUCAGGAGGAGGCUUCUCUCAGCAAUAGGCUCAAGACGUAUGCCAACUUUCCAGAAGCACCUCAGGAGGAGGCUUCUCUCAGCAAUAGGCUCAAGACGUAUUCCAACUUUCCAGAACCACCUCAGGAGGAGGCUUCUCUCAGCAAUAGGCUCAAGACGUAUGCCAACUUUCCAGAAGCACCUCAGGAGGAGGCUUCUCUCAGCAAUAGGCUCAAGACGUAUGCCAACUUUCCAGAAGCACCUCAGGAGGAGUCUUCUCUCAGCAAUAGGCUCAAGACGUAUGCCAACUUUCCAGAAGCACCUCAGGAGGAGGCUUCUCUCAGCAAUAGGCUCAAGACGUAUGCCAACUUUCCAGAAGCACCUCAGGAGGAGGCUUCUCUCAGCAAUAGGCUCAAGACGUAUGCCAACUUUCCAGAAGCACCUCAGGAGGAGGCUUCUCUCAGCAAUAGGCUCAAGACGUAUUCCAACUUUCCAGAACCACCUCAGGAGGAGGCUUCUCUCAGCAAUAGGCUCAAGACGUAUGCCAACUUUCCAGAAGCACCUCAGGAGGAGGCUUCUCUCAGCAAUAGGCUCAAGACGUAUUCCAACUUUCCAGAAGCACCUCAGGAGGAGGCUUCUCUCAGCAAUAGGCUCAAGACGUAUGCCAACUUUCCAGAAGCACCUCAGGAGGAGGCUUCUCUCAGCAAUAGGCUCAAGACGUAUGCCAACUUUCCAGAAGCACCUCAGGAGGAGGCUUCUCUCAGCAAUAGGCUCAAGACGUAUGCCAACUUUCCAGAAGCACCUCAGGAGGAGUCUUCUCUCAGCAAUAGGCUCAAGACGUAUGCCAACUUUCCAGAAGCACCUCAGGAGGAGGCUUCUCUCAGCAAUAGGCUCAAGACGUAUGCCAACUUUCCAGAAGCACCUCAGGAGGAGGCUUCUCUCAGCAAUAGGCUCAAGACGUAUGCCAACUUUCCAGAAGCACCUCAGGAGGAGGCUUCUCUCAGCAAUAGGCUCAAGACGUAUUCCAACUUUCCAGAACCACCUCAGGAGGAGGCUUCUCUCAGCAAUAGGCUCAAGACGUAUGCCAACUUUCCAGAAGCACCUCAGGAGGAGGCUUCUCUCAGCAAUAGGCUCAAGACGUAUUCCAACUUUCCAGAACCACCUCAGGAGGAGGCUUCUCUCAGCAAUAGGCUCAAGACGUAUGCCAACUUUCCAGAAGCACCUCAGGAGGAGGCUUCUCUCAGCAAUAGGCUCAAGACGUAUGCCAACUUUCCAGAAGCACCUCAGGAGGAGGCUUCUCUCAGCAAUAGGCUCAAGACGUAUGCCAACUUUCCAGAAGCACCUCAGGAGGAGGCUUCUCUCAGCAAUAGGCUCAAGACGUAUGCCAACUUUCCAGAAGCACCUCAGGAGGAGGCUUCUCUCAGCAAUAGGCUCAAGACGUAUGCCAACUUUCCAGAAGCACCUCAGGAGGAGGCUUCUCUCAGCAAUAGGCUCAAGACGUAUGCCAACUUUCCAGAAGCACCUCAGGAGGAGGCUUCUCUCAGCAAUAGGCUCAAGACGUAUGCCAACUUUCCAGAAGCACCUCAGGAGGAGGCUUCUCUCAGCAAUAGGCUCAAGACGUAUGCCAACUUUCCAGAAGCACCUCAGGAGGAGGCUUCUCUCAGCAAUAGGCUCAAGACGUAUGCCAAAUUUCCAGAAGCACCUCAGGAGGAGGUUUCUCUCAGCAAUAGGCUCAAGACGUAUGCCAACUUUCCAGAAGCACCUCAGGAGGAGGCUUCUCUCAGCAAUAGGCUCAAGACGUAUGCCAACUUUCCAGAAGCACCUCAGGAGGAGGCUUCUCUCAGCAAUAGGCUCAAGACGUAUGCCAACUUUCCAGAAGCACCUCAGGAGGAGGCUUCUCUCAGCAAUAGGCUCAAGACGUAUGCCAACUUUCCAGAAGCACCUCAGGAGGAGGCUUCUCUCAGCAAUAGGCUCAAGACGUAUGCCAACUUUCCAGAAGCACCUCAGGAGGAGGCUUCUCUCAGCAAUAGGCUCAAGACGUAUGACAACUUUCCAGAAGCACCUCAGGAGGAGGCUUCUCUCAGCAAUAGGCUCAAGACGUAUGCCAAAUUUCCAGAAGCACCUCAGGAGGAGGCUUCUCUCAGCAAUAGGCUCAAGACGUAUGCCAACUUUCCAGAAGCACCUCAGGAGGAGGCUUCUCUCAGCAAUAGGCUCAAGACGUAUGCCAACUUUCCAGAAGCAACUCAGGAGGAGGCUUCUCUCAGCAAUAGGCUCAAGACGUAUGCCAAAUUUCGAGAAGCAUCCCAGGAGGAGGCUUCUCUCAGCAAUAGGCUCAAGACGUAUGCCAACUUUCCAGAAGCACCUCAGGAGGAGGCUUCUCUCAGCAAUAGGCUCAAGACGUAUGCCAACUUUCCAGAAGCACCUCAGGAGGAGGCUUCUCUCAGCAAUAGGCUCAAGACGUAUGCCAAAUUUCCAGAAGCACCUCAGGAGGAGGCUUCUCUCAGCAAUAGGCUCAAGACGUAUGCCAACUUUCCAGAAGCACCUCAGGAGGAGGCUUCUCUCAGCAAUAGGCUCAAGACGUAUGCCAACUUUCCGGAAGCACCUCAGGAGGAGGCUUCUCUCAGCAAUAGGCUCAAGACGUAUGCCAACUUUCCAGAAGCACCUCAGGAGGAGGCUUCUCUCAGCAAUAGGCUCAAGACGUAUGCCAACUUUCCAGAAGCACCUCAGGAGGAGGCUUCUCUCAGCAAUAGGCUCAAGACGUAUUCCAACUUUCCAGAAGCACCUCAGGAGGAGGCUUCUCUCAGCAAUAGGCUCAAGACGUAUGCCAACUUUCCAGAAGCACCUCAGGAGGAGGCUUCUCUCAGCAAUAGGCUCAAGACGUAUGCCAACUUUCCAGAAGCACCUCAGGAGGAGGCUUCUCUCAGCAAUAGGCUCAAGACGUAUGCCAACUUUCCAGAAGCACCUCAGGAGGAGGCUUCUCUCAGCAAUAGGCUCAAGACGUAUUCCAACUUUCCAGAAGCACCUCAGGAGGAGGCUUCUCUCAGCAAUAGGCUCAAGACGUAUGCCAACUUUCCAGAAGCACCUCAGGAGGAGGCUUCUCUCAGCAAUAGGCUCAAGACGUAUGCCAAAUUUCCAGAAGCACCUCAGGAGGAGGCUUCUCUCAGCAAUAGGCUCAAGACGUAUUCCAACUUUCCAGAAGCACCUCAGGAGGAGGCUUCUCUCAGCAAUAGGCUCAAGACGUAUGCCAACUUUCCAGAAGCACCUCAGGAGGAGGCUUCUCUCAGCAAUAGGCUCAAGACGUAUGCCAAAUUUCGAGAAGCAUCCCAGGAGGAGGCUUCUCUCAGCAAUAGGCUCAAGACGUAUGCCAACUUUCCAGAAGCACCUCAGGAGGAGGCUUCUCUCAGCAAUAGGCUCAAGACGUAUGCCAACUUUCCAGAAGCACCUCAGGAGGAGGCUUCUCUCAGCAAUAGGCUCAAGACGUAUGCCAACUUUCCAGAAGCACCUCAGGAGGAGGCUUCUCUCAGCAAUAGGCUCAAGACGUAUGCCAACUUUCCAGAAGCACCUCAGGAGGAGGCUUCUCUCAGCAAUAGGCUCAAGACGUAUGCCAAAUUUCCAGAAGCACCUCAGGAGGAGGCUUCUCUCAGCAAUAGGCUCAAGACGUAUGCCAACUUUCCAGAAGCACCUCAGGAGGAGGCUUCUCUCAGCAAUAGGCUCAAGACGUAUGCCAACUUUCCAGAAGCACCUCAGGAGGAGUCUUCUCUCAGCAAUAGGCUCAAGACGUAUGCCAACUUUCCAGAAGCACCUCAGGAGGAGGCUUCUCGCAGCAAUAGGCUCAAGACGUAUGCCAACUUUCCAGAAGCACCUCAGGAGGAGGCUUCUCUCAGCAAUAGGCUCAAGACGUAUGCCAACUUUCCAGAAGCACCUCAGGAGGAGGCUUCUCUCAGCAAUAGGCUCAAGACGUAUGCCAACUUUCCAAAAGCACCUCAGGAGGAGGCUUCUCUCAGCAAUAGGCUCAAGACGUAUGCCAACUUUCCAGAAGCACCUCAGGAGGAGGCUUCUCUCAGCAAUAGGCUCAAGACGUAUGCCAACUUUCCAGAAGCACCUCAGGAGGAGGCUUCUCUCAGCAAUAGGCUCAAGACGUAUGCCAACUUUCCAGAAGCACCUCAGGAGGAGUCUUCUCUCAGCAAUAGGCUCAAGACGUAUGCCAACUUUCCAGAAGCACCUCAGGAGGAGGCUUCUCUCAGCAAUAGGCUCAAGACGUAUGCCAACUUUCCAGAAGCACCUCAGGAGGAGGCUUCUCUCAGCAAUAGGCUCAAGACGUAUGCCAACUUUCCAGAAGCACCUCAGGAGGAGGCUUCUCUCAGCAAUAGGCUCAAGACGUAUGCCAACUUUCCAAAAGCACCUCAGGAGGAGGCUUCUCUCAGCAAUAGGCUCAAGACGUAUGCCAACUUUCCAGAAGCACCUCAGGAGGAGGCUUCUCUCAGCAAUAGGCUCAAGACGUAUUCCAACUUUCCAGAACAACCUCAGGAGGAGGCUUCUCUCAGCAAUAGGCUCAAGACGUAUGCCAACUUUCCAGAAGCACCUCAGGAGGAGGCUUCUCUCAGCAAUAGGCUCAAGACGUAUUCCAACUUUCCAGAAGCACCUCAGGAGGAGGCUUCUCUCAGCAAUAGGCUCAAGACGUAUGCCAACUUUCCAGAAGCACCUCAGGAGGAGGCUUCUCUCAGCAAUAGGCUCAAGACGUAUGCCAACUUUCCAGAAGCACCUCAGGAGGAGGCUUCUCUCAGCAAUAGGCUCAAGACGUAUGCCAACUUUCCAGAAGCACCUCAGGAGGAGGCUUCUCUCAGCAAUAGGCUCAAGACGUAUGCCAACUUUCCAGAAGCACCUCAGGAGGAGGCUUCUCUCAGCAAUAGGCUCAAGACGUAUGCCAACUUUCCAGAAGCACCUCAGGAGGAGGCUUCUCUCAGCAAUAGGCUCAAGACGUAUGCCAACUUUCCAGAAGCACCUCAGGAGGAGGCUUCUCUCAGCAAUAGGCUCAAGACGUAUGCCAAAUUUCCAGAAGCACCUCAGGAGGAGGUUUCUCUCAGCAAUAGGCUCAAGACGUAUGCCAACUUUCCAGAAGCACCUCAGGAGGAGGCUUCUCUCAGCAAUAGGCUCAAGACGUAUGCCAACUUUCCAGAAGCACCUCAGGAGGAGGCUUCUCUCAGCAAUAGGCUCAAGACGUAUGCCAACUUUCCAGAAGCACCUCAGGAGGAGGCUUCUCUCAGCAAUAGGCUCAAGACGUAUGCCAACUUUCCAGAAGCACCUCAGGAGGAGGCUUCUCUCAGCAAUAGGCUCAAGACGUAUGCCAACUUUCCAGAAGCACCUCAGGAGGAGGCUUCUCUCAGCAAUAGGCUCAAGACGUAUGCCAACUUUCCAGAAGCACCUCAGGAGGAGGCUUCUCUCAGCAAUAGGCUCAAGACGUAUGCCAACUUUCCAGAAGCACCUCAGGAGGAGGCUUCUCUCAGCAAUAGGCUCAAGACGUAUGCCAACUUUCCAGAAGCACCUCAGGAGGAGGCUUCUCUCAGCAAUAGGCUCAAGACGUAUGCCAACUUUCCAGAAGCACCUCAGGAGGAGGCUUCUCUCAGCAAUAGGCUCAAGACGUAUGCCAACUUUCCAGAAGCACCUCAGGAGGAGGCUUCUCUCAGCAAUAGGCUCAAGACGUAUGCCAACUUUCCAGAAGCACCUCAGGAGGAGGCUUCUCUCAGCAAUAGGCUCAAGACGUAUGCCAACUUUCCAGAAGCACCUCAGGAGGAGGCUUCUCUCAGCAAUAGGCUCAAGACGUAUGCCAAAUUUCCAGAAGCAUCCCAGGAGGAGGCUUCUCUCAGCAAUAGGCUCAAGACGUAUGCCAACUUUCCAGAAGCACCUCAGGAGGAGGCUUCUCUCAGCAAUAGGCUCAAGACGUAUGCCAACUUUCCAGAAGCACCUCAGGAGGAGGCUUCUCUCAGCAAUAGGCUCAAGACGUAUGCCAAAUUUCCAGAAGCACCUCAGGAGGAGGCUUCUCUCAGCAAUAGGCUCAAGACGUAUGCCAACUUUCCAGAAGCACCUCAGGAGGAGGCUUCUCUCAGCAAUAGGCUCAAGACGUAUGCCAACUUUCCAGAAGCACCUCAGGAGGAGGCUUCUCUCAGCAAUAGGCUCAAGACGUAUGCCAACUUUCCAGAAGCACCUCAGGAGGAGGCUUCUCUCAGCAAUAGGGUCAAGACGUAUUCCAACUUUCCAGAAGCACCUCAGGAGGAGGCUUCUCUCAGCAAUAGGCUCAAGACGUAUGCCAACUUUCCAGAAGCACCUCAGGAGGAGGCUUCUCUCAGCAAUAGGCUCAAGACGUAUGCCAAAUUUCCAGAAGCACCUCAGGAGGAGGCUUCUCUCAGCAAUAGGCUCAAGAGGUAUGCCAACUUUCCAGAAGCACCUCAGGAGGAGGCUUCUCUCAGCAAUAGGCUCAAGACGUAUGCCAACUUUCCAGAAGCAACUCAGGAGGAGGCUUCUCUCAGCAAUAGGCUCAAGACGUAUGCCAAAUUUCGAGAAGCAUCCCAGGAGGAGGCUUCUCUCAGCAAUAGGCUCAAGACGUAUGCCAACUUUCCAGAAGCACCUCAGGAGGAGGCUUCUCUCAGCAAUAGGCUCAAGACGUAUGCCAACUUUCCGGAAGCACCUCAGGAGGAGGCUUCUCUCAGCAAUAGGCUCAAGACGUAUGCCAAAUUUCCAGAAGCACCUCAGGAGGAGGCUUCUCUCAGCAAUAGGCUCAAGACGUAUGCCAACUUUCCAGAAGCACCUCAGGAGGAGGCUUCUCUCAGCAAUAGGCUCAAGACGUAUGCCAACUUUCCAGAAGCAACUCAGGAGGAGGCUUCUCUCAGCAAUAGGCUCAAGACGUAUGCCAACUUUCCAGAAGCACCUCAGGAGGAGGCUUCUCUCAGCAAUAGGCUCAAGACGUAUGCCAACUUUCCAGAAGCAACUCAGGAGGAGGCUUCUCUCAGCAAUAGGCUCAAGACGUAUGCCAACUUUCCAGAAGCAACUCAGGAGGAGGCUUCUCUCAGCAAUAGGCUCAAGACGUAUGCCAACUUUCCAGAAGCACCUCAAGAGGAGGUUUAUCUCAGCAAUAGGCUCAAGACGUAUGCCAACUUUCCAGAAGCACCUCAAGAGGAGGAUUAUCUCAGCAAUAGGCUCAAGACGUAUGCCAACGUUCCACAAGCAACUCAGGAGGAGGCUUCUCUCAGCAAUAGGCUCAAGACGUAUGCCAACUUUCCACAAGCAUCUCAGGAGGAGGCUUCUCUCAGCAAUAGGCUCAAGACGUAUGCCAACUUUCCAGAAGCAACUCAGGAGGAGGCUUCUCUCAGCAAUAGGCUCAAGACGUAUGCCAACUUUCCAGAAGCACCUCAGGAGGAGGCUUCUCUCAGCAAUUGGCUCAAGACGUAUGCCAAUUUUCCACAAGCAACUCAGGAGGAGGCUUCUCUCAGCAAUAGGCUCAAGACGUAUGUCAACUUUCCAGAAGCACCUCAGGAGGAGGCUUCUCUCAGCAGUAGGCUCAAGACGUAUGCCAACUUUCCAGAAGCACCUCAAGAGGAGGUUUAUCUCAGCAAUAGGCUCAAGACGUAUGCCAACUUUCCAGAAGCACCUCAAGAGGAGGAUUAUCUCAGCAAUAGGCUCAAGACGUAUGCCAACUUUCCAGAAGCACCUCAGGAGGAGGCUUCUCUCAGCAAUAGGCUCAAGACGUAUGCCAACUUUCCAGAAGCACCUCAGGAGGAGGCUUCUCUCAGCAAUAGGCUCAAGACGUAUGCCAAAUUUCCAGAAGCACCUCAGGAGGAGGCUUCUCUCAGCAAUAGGCUCAAGACGUAUGCCAACUUUCCAGAAGCAACUCAGGAGGAGGCUUCUCUCAGCAAUAGGCUCAAGACGUAUGCCAACUUUCCAGAAGCACAUCAGGAGGAGGCUUCUCUCAGCAAUAGGCUCAAGACGUAUGCCAACUUUCCAGAAGCACCUCAGGAGGAGGCUUCUCUCAGCAAUAGGCUCAAGACGUAUGCCAACUUUCCAGAAGCACCUCAGGAGGAGGCUUCUCUCAGCAAUAGGCUCAAGACGUAUGCCAACUUUCCAGAAGCACCUCAGGAGGAGGCUUCUCUCAGCAAUAGGCUCAAGACGUAUGCCAACUUUCCAGAAGCACCUCAGGAGGAGGCUUCUCUCAGCAAUAGGCUCAAGACGUAUGCCAACUUUCCAGAAGCACCUCAGGAGGAGGCUUCUCUCAGCAAUAGGCUCAAGACGUAUGCCAACUUUCCAGAAGCACCUCAGGAGGAGGCUUCUCUUAGCAAUAGGCUCAAGACGUAUGCCAACUUUCCAGAAGCACCUCAGGAGGAGGCUUCUCUCAGCAAUAGGCUCAAGACGUAUGCCAACUUUCCAGAAGCACAUCAGGAGGAGGCUUCUCUCAGCAAUAGGCUCAAGACGUAUGCCAACUUUCCAGAAGCAUCUCAGGAGGAGGCUUCUCUCAGCAAUAGGCUCAAGACGUAUGCCAACUUUCCAGAAGCACCUCAAGAGGAGGCUUCUCUCAGCAAUAGGCUCAAGACGUAUGCCAACUUUCCAGAAGCACAUCAGGAGGAGGCUUCUCUCAGCAAUAGGCUCAAGACGUAUGCCAGCUUUCCAGAAGCAACUCAGGAGGAGGCUUCUCUCAGCAAUAGGCUCAAGACGUAUGCCAAAUUUCCAGAAGCACCUCAGGAGGAGGCUUCUCUCAGCAAUAGGCUCAAGACGUAUGCCAACUUUCCAGAAGCACCUCAGGAGGAGGCUUCUCUCAGCAAUAGGCUCAAGACGUAUGCCAACUUUCCAGAAGCACCUCAGGAGGAGGCUUCUCUCAGCAGUAGGCUCAAGACGUAUGCCAACUUUCCAGAAGCACCUCAGGAGGAGGCUUCUCUCAGCAAUAGGCUCAAGACGUAUGCCAACUUUCCAGAAGCACCUCAAGAGGAGGCAUCUCUCAGCAACAGGCUCAAGAUGUAUGCCAACUUUCCAGAAGCAACUCAGGAAGAGGCUUCUCUCAGCAAUAGGCUCAAGACGUAUGCCAACUUUCCAGAAGCACCUCAGGAAGAGGCUUCUCUCAGCAAUAGGCUCAAGCCAUAUGCCAACUUUCCAGAAGCAGCCCAGGAGGAGGCUUCUCUCAGCAAUAGGCUGAAGACGCAUGCCAACUUUCCAGAAGCACCUCAAGAGGAGGCUUCUCUCAUCAAUAGGCUCAAGCCAUAUGCCAACUUUCCAGAAGCACCCAAGGAGGAGGCUUCUCUCAGCAAUAGGCUCAAGCCGUAUGCCAACUUUCCAGAAGCACCCCAGGAGGAGGCUUCUCUCACCAAUAGGCUCAAGACGUAUGCCAACUUUCCAGAAGCACCUCAAGAGGAGGCUUCUCUCAUCAAUAGGCUCAAGCCAUAUGCCAACUUUCCAGAAGCACCCAAGGAGGAGGCUUCUCUCAGCAAUAGGCUCAAGACGUUUGCCAACUUUCCAGAAGGACCUCAGGAGGAGGCUUCUCUCAGCAAUAGGCUCAAGACGUUUGCCAACUUUCCAGAAGCACCUCAGGAGGAGGCUUUCCUCAGCAAUAGGCUGAAGACGUAUGCCAACUUUCCAGACGCACCUCAAGAGGAGGCUUCUCUCAUCAAUAGGCUCAAGACGUAUGCCAACUUUCCAGAAGCACCUCAGGAGGAGGCUUCUCUCAGCAAUAGGCUCAAGACGUAUGCCAACUUUCCAGAAGCACCUCAAGAGGAGGCUUCUCUCAUCAAUAGGCUCAAGACGUAUGCCAACUUUCCAGAAGUACCUCAGGAGGAGGCUUCUCUCAGCAAUAGGCUCAAGCCGUAUGCCAACAUUCCAGAAGCGCCCCAGGAGGAGGCUUCUCUCAGCAAUAGGCUCAAGACGUAUGCCAACUUUCCAGAAGCACCUCAAGAGGAGGCUUCUCUCAGCAAUAGGCUCAAGACGUAUGCCAACUUUCCAGAAGCACCUCAGGAGGAGGCUUCUCUCAGCAAUAGGCUCAAGACGUAUGCCAACUUUCCAGAAGCACCUGAGGAGGAGGCUUCUCUCAGCAAUAGCCUCAAGCCGUAUGCCAACUUUCCAGAAGCACCCCAGGAGGAGGCUUCUCUCAGCAAUAGGCUCAAGACGUAUGCCAACUUUCCAGAAGCACCUCAAGAGGAGGCUUCUCUCAUCAAUAGCCUCAAGCCGUAUGCCAACUUUCCAGAAGCACCCCAGGAGGAGGCUUCUGUCAGCAAUAGGCUCAAGACGUAUGCCAACUUUCCAGAAGCACCUCAAGAGGAGGCUUCUCUCAUCAAUAGGCUCAAGACGUAUGCCAACUUUCCAGAAGCACCUCAUGAGGAGGCUUUUCUCAGCAAUAGGCUCAAGACGUAUGCCAACUUUCCAGAAGUACCUCAGGAGGAGGCUUCUCUCAGCAAUAGGCUCAAGACGUAUGCCAACUUUCCAGAAGCCCCUCAGGAGGAGGCUUCUCUCAGCAAUAGGCUCAAGCCGUAUGCCAACAUUCCAGAAGCACCCCAGGAGGAGGCUUCUCUCAGCAAUAGGCUCAAGACGUAUGCCAACUUUCCAGAAGCACCUCAAGAGGAGGCUUCUCUCAGCAAUAGGCUCAAGACCUAUGCCAACUUUACAGAAGCACCUCAGGAGGAGGCUUCUCUCAGCAAUAGGCUCAAGACGUAUGCCAACUUUCCAGAAGCACCUCAGGAGGAGGCUUCUCUCAGCAAUAGGCUCAAGACGUAUGCCAACUUUCCAGAAGCACCUGAGGAGGAGGCUUCUCUCAGCAAUAGCCUCAAGCCGUAUGCCAACUUUCCAGAAGCACCCCAGGAGGAGGCUUCUCUCAGCAAUAGGCUCAAGACGUAUGCCAACUUUCCAGAAGCACCUCAAGAGGAGGCUUCUCUCAUCAAUAGCCUCAAGCCGUAUGCCAACUUUCCAGAAGCACCCCAGGAGGAGGCUUCUGUCAGCAAUAGGCUCAAGACGUAUGCCAACUUUCCAGAAGCACCUCAAGAGGAGGCUUCUCUCAUCAAUAGGCUCAAGACGUAUGCCAACUUUCCAGAAGCACCUCAAGAGGAGGCUUCUCUCAUCAAUAGGCUGAAGACGCAUGCCAACUUUCCAGAAGCACCUCAAGAGGAGGCUUCUCUCAUCAAUAGGCUCAAGACGUUUGCCAACUUUCCAGAAGCACCUCAGGAGGAGGCUUUUCUCAGCAAUAGUUAUGUGAGCCAUUCCCCGUUCCUCAUUCAACACGACCGGUGGCUCGACAUCCUUCAGGCAACUCCAGAGAUGCCCCGAGAACACUGUCCCAAGUCUAGAGGAACACCAACUUCAGCACAGCAAUUCGAGGAAUGCUCCGUGUACCUCAAAUCGUCUCUAGAUGAGAGCUGA